Messenger RNA from Lotus japonicus, 2549 nucleotides. Its product is annotated as preprotein translocase subunit SCY2, chloroplastic. The record is from RefSeq and is a predicted model, not a curated record. The coding region runs from base 128 to 1819 and encodes 563 amino acids. Gene Ontology annotation, cellular component: plastid envelope; membrane. The transcript is spliced from 13 exons. Gene Ontology annotation, biological process: SRP-dependent cotranslational protein targeting to membrane, translocation; thylakoid membrane organization; protein localization to chloroplast. NCBI's taxonomy places the organism in Eukaryota, Viridiplantae, Streptophyta, Magnoliopsida, Fabales, Fabaceae. Gene Ontology annotation, molecular function: signal sequence receptor activity; transmembrane protein transporter activity.
UUAUCCUCCGCGAGCGUGCAACCAUAGAAGCAAAACAACGACGCACACGGAUGCGGGUUUAACCGCCACUACUGCAUAAACCCCACCUCUUCACUCACUCACUCACCCAGUGUUCCGAACUUCAGCCAUGGAAGCAGCAACGCGAUUCUCUCCGAAUCACUUCCUCCCCCACCACCACACCUUCCAAACAAAACCCAACGCCCUUCCACGACGAACACCACCACACAGAAUCACCUUCCACCGAAUCGGAACACCUAGGGUUUCCCUUCUCAACAAUUUCCCUUCCCUCAACCGCUCUUUGUCUCACCGGAGGACUCUCUCCGUCAACUUCUUCGACCGGCUCCGGAGCGACUCUGUUGAAGCCGAAUCUCCGAAUGAGGAAGUUGUUCUGCUGCCGAGUCGCGGCGGCGACGGAGGGGAAGCGGUUGUGCCGACGGGAGAUCUUCAGUUGAAACCUAGAAUGUUUAGAAAUAGGUUUCUGAACUUCGUGCGGUUCGGGUCUGUGAUUAACGGUGCUGCUGAGUCGUUUUUCAAGAGCGAGAUUCGGAGGAGGCUGUUUGUGACUGCUGUGUUGAUUGUGAUAAGCCGUGUUGGGUAUUUCAUUCCUCUUCCUGGGUUUGACAGGAGGUUGAUACCGCAAGAUUACAUGAGCUUUGUUUCUGGAUCUUCUGUUGAUGAACUUGGUGACUUCUCUUCUGAGCUCAAGCUAUCGCUUUUCCAGCUUGGAAUCAGUCCUCAGAUAAUAGCUUCCAUUAUCAUGCAGGUGCUCUGUCAUGUUGUUCCUUCUCUAGUAAAGCUGAGGAAAGAAGGUCUGGAUGGGCAGGAGAAGAUUAAGAGUUAUAUAUGGUGGAUGUCGUUUGGCUUUGCGAUUUUGGAAGCUCUAAUAGUUUCUUGCUACUCACUUCAAUACUCAAUUUAUGCUGCUAGUCAUAGGGUCAAACAUGUCAUGGUGACAAGUUCGUUGUUGGUUUGUGGUGCAAUGACUACUACAUGGAUAUGUGAUACCAUAUCAGAAUCUGGAUUUGGUCAGGGUUCGUCUCUUAUCAUAUGUGUCGGAAUACUGACGGGUUACAUGGAAACAUUGCACAAAAUGCUUACUCAGCUUUCAGUGAGUUCUGUGAGUUGGUUGCCAUAUGUGCUUGCAGUAUUGGGUAUCUUCACCACAGUCACUAUGUGGGCAGUUGUAGUAACUGAAGGUUGCAGGAAAGUAAAGCUUCAGUACUAUGGUUUUAAACUUGCUUCUGCUGCAAGGGAGCAAUCACCAAUUACUGAAGUGGAGCCCUAUAUUCCUUUCAAUAUAAAUCCAGCAGGGAUGCAACCUGUUCUUACCACCUCUUACCUCUUGGCAUUUCCAAGUAUUGUCGCAGGUCUGCUUCAGUCACCUUUUUGGGAGCAUGUCAAGGAAAUGUUGAACCCUGAAACUUCAAUUGGUGCUGAGCCGUGGGUCUACUAUUCCAUAUAUGCAUUUUUUGUAUUCCUGUUCAACAUAUUUGAUAUUGCUAACUUGCCAAAGGAAAUUGCUGAUUACUUAAAUAAGAUGGGUGCAAGAAUACCCAACAUAAAGCCUGGGAAGGCUACUAUAGAAUACCUCUCAAAGGUUCAGGCAUCCACACGAUUUUGGGGAGGCCUACUAUUAAGUGUUUUGGCCACUACAUCAACUGUUCUGGACCACUAUUUGCGGCGUAUCAAUGCUGGAUUUGCUAUUGGUUUCACAUCAGUUCUAAUUAUUGUGGGUUCCAUUAUUGAACUUAGAAGAUCGUAUCAAGCAUAUAAUGUGAUGCCAAGCUUAAGCAAUGCUUUGAGACGUUAUGGUGUAUAACUUAUGGAAAAGCUAUGCUCCCAUUCGACUACCAUUUCACUUAAACCUCAAGGAUAGCUCUCUGGUCAGCAUUGGAAGCUCUGUUUUUCAGGGCAAUAAAUCUAGUUUGUGGGUCUGAGUAUUGAGGUCAGCUAGCAGUGCUAGUAACAAGGUGCUAAAUGCUGCCUGUUGGUAGUAGCUGAUUCAGAAGCCUCAUUUUCCGAUUUCUCUCUAAAGAGAAUUUUUUUUAAUGGUUUUAGACAUUGAGGGAAGUAUUUAGUUAGGUUAUAGUUGUAGCUACAGCUGAGAUCUGUACAGGAAAAUCCUUGUUUGUUAUAAAGGUGAUAUGUAAUGUAAAAACAAUGCACUUGGAUAUAGUAUGUUAAAUGUCUUUAUAGUGGGUUCUUAUCCUAGAAAAAAACAAAAUCAUUAGAGAUUGACUAUCUGCGUUUUAAGCUGCAUUGUAUCCGCCGCCUUUGUAAUGAAUGAUCUACGAGAGCCUUUUAGCACCAUGCAAUGGAAGAGCUUGAUGAUGACCCAUCAAAAGACAUCUAACUUCUAAGCACUAUGCAAUUGGAGAGCUUGUUUUGCUUCGUUUCCCAGCUCAUGACUCGUUUUUGGCUAAAGGAACUGGUUUUAAACAUUCCCCUACGAAGGACAGAUUUAUUCCAAAUGAAUUAUGACUAAGGAUUGUAAACUGAGUUCUUGUAUUAUGGUAUUAUAACCCUGCUCAUCUGUUGUUAAUUGUAAA